Xiphophorus maculatus (southern platyfish) is the source of this 1334-nucleotide messenger RNA. It is a transcript of the gene glod5, whose product is annotated as glyoxalase domain containing 5. The transcript has 4 exons. Lineage: Eukaryota; Metazoa; Chordata; Actinopteri; Cyprinodontiformes; Poeciliidae. The record is from RefSeq and is a predicted model, not a curated record. The coding region runs from base 66 to 578 and encodes 170 amino acids.
AGUGUUUCGGUCGUCAAGUGAAGUUUCUCGGCACACCAGUCGGACCUGCGAACACGCCAGUAAGGAUGGCACUCCGGGCAGCUAGUAACCGCUUACUGUAUUUCCAGAGGACAUGUUUUAAGGUCAACGCCCUUGAAACUCACCUGGCUGUCAGAUUCAAGGCAACCUGUCCUGUUGAAGUGAGCCAUCUAGAUCAUUUGGUGUUGACGGUAAAAAGUGUGCCAGAUACAAUCAACUUUUAUACAUCGGUUCUUGGAAUGGAGGUUGUCACUUUUAAGGGGAACCGUAAAGCUCUGGGUUUUGGGAAACAAAAGUUUAACCUUCACCAGUUGGGCAAAGAGUUUGAACCAAAAGCUAAACGUCCAACUUCAGGCUCUGCAGACCUGUGUCUCAUCACCAAAACUCCUCUGACUGCAGUAGCUGCUCAUCUGAAGGUUUGUGGUGUUGAAAUUGAAGAGGGACCAGUGCAGAGGAGUGGAGCUGUGGGACCCAUCACUUCCCUUUACUUCAGAGAUCCAGAUCACAAUCUCAUUGAAGUGUCAAACUACAACCAGUCAGCACCAGACGGCUCCUCUUGAACCUUUUAGUGAGCAUGUAAAAAUGCACUGUCAGCACACGACGGGCUCUAUAACCAUUAAAGGUUUAAACCAAAAUGACUGGUAAUGAAAUAUCUAGUUUAUAAAUGAGAGAGGGUGGAUAACACCAGCUGCUGCAAGAUCUAGAGAAACUCAUCCAUUUGUUGAUCUUUAGUUGCAUUGAUUACUGCAACUGUGUCUUCACAGGUCUGCCAAAAAAAUCAACUAGACCGCUGCGGCUGAUCCAGAACGCUGCUGCACGUGUUCUCACUAAAACUAGGAAGAUAGAGCACAUCACCCCAGUUCUAAAGUCCUUACAUUGGUUCAGUGUAGCUCAGAAAUUAGACUUUAAAAUACUGUUGUAAGUUUAUAAAUCAAUCAACGGCUUAGCACCACAAUACAUUAAAGAUCUCCUGUGGUUGUAUCAAUCUUCCAGAUCACUCAGGUCUUGUGGUUCUGGUCUGCAUAGAUGCUUCUCCAAAACCAAACAUGGAGAAGCUUUUAUGCACCAAAAAUCUGGAACAAACCUGUAAAACAGCCGAAACACUAAGUUCCUUUAAAUCUGGACUCAAAACCCACCUGUUUAGAGUUGCUUCUGAAACAUUAUAAAUGAAACAAUCAACAUGUUGAUGUGUAAUAACGGCACUUGAAAAAAUUUAAUGCUUCAAUUGUUGACUGUGUGUUCUAUGACUUUGUAUUUUGGUGUUUUUAUGAUGUAAAGCACUUUGAACUGCCUUGUUGCUGAAACGUGCUAUACAA